Knipowitschia caucasica is the source of this 2475-nucleotide messenger RNA. The record is from the annotation of a GenBank genome assembly. NCBI's taxonomy places the organism in Eukaryota, Metazoa, Chordata, Actinopteri, Gobiiformes, Gobiidae.
AUGCACGGGAAGGAAGUGGGCAGCAUAAUAGGAAAGAAAGGUGAAACAGUAAAGAAGAUGAGAGAAGAGAGCGGGGCUCGCAUUAAUAUAUCAGAGGGCAACUGUCCUGAACGGAUCACAACACUGGCAGGCCCCACCACAGCCAUCUUCAGAGCCUUCUCCAUGAUCAUUGAAAAACUUGAAGAGGACAUAAGCAGCUCCAUGACAAACAGCACAGCCUCCACCAAGCCUCCGGUAACACUACGCAUCGUGGUCCCUGCCAGCCAGUGCGGCUCGCUCAUCGGCAAAGGAGGCUGCAAGAUCAAGGAGAUACGAGAGUCCACAGGAGCUCAGGUGCAGGUGGCAGGAGACAUGCUUCCAAACUCCACGGAGCGAGCCAUCACCAUCGCUGGCACUCCCCAGUCCAUCAUCGAAUGUGUAAAGCAGAUCUGUGUGGUCAUGCUCGAGUCUCCUCCCAAAGGGGUCACCAUUCCUUAUCGACCAAAGCUUUCAGGAUCCCCAGUCAUCUUUGCAGGAGGACAGGCGUAUGCUGUACAAGGACAACACGCCAUUCCACAGCCAGAUUCUUCCUCUGCUGCUAUCUCUCCACAGCUCACCAAGCUUCAUCAGUUAGCUAUGCAGCAGAGCCCAUUCCCCAUCGCCACCAGCAAUACUGGAUUCACUGGAAUAGACGCGGCUUCGCAGAACGCCACCCAUGAGAUGACCAUUCCAAACGACCUCAUUGGAUGCAUCAUCGGCCGCCAGGGAGCCAAGAUCAAUGAAAUUCGACAAAUGUCCGGUGCCCAGAUAAAGAUUGCGAACCCGGUGGAUGGCUCCACCGAUCGCCAGGUCACCAUCACCGGCACCGCGGCCAGCAUCAGUCUGGCAGAGUACCUCAUUAACGCCAGUGUAGAGUCCUCUAAACCUCCUCCCUCCUCCUCCUCCUCCUCCUUGAACCCCGAACAGGCCUCCUCUGCUUCUACUACCACCACCACCUCCUCUGCUGCUAGCUCCACCUUGUCCUCCACCUCCUCCUGUAUGGUGCCCCCUUCAGCCUCCAUCCCUCUCUCCUCCUCCUCCUCCUCCACCACUGACUCCCUGCUUCCCAGCUCUCCUGCCUGUGUGUCGAGUCUCCUCAGUCUCAAGCCCCUUCCUCUCCUCGCCCUCCAUGUUGUCAGCGGCAACAGUAACCCCAGUAACCCCACACACCCCAUCUAUAGAACAGACUAUUCUGGAGAGCGCCCUCUUCAGGCUGGAGAGCGCCCUCUUCAGGCUGGAGAGCGCCUUCUUCAGGCUGGAGAGAGCGCCCUCUUCAGGCUGCAGAGCGCCCUCUUCAGGCUGGAGAGAGCGCCCUCUUCAGGCUGCAGAGCGCCCUCUUCAGGCUGGAAAGGGCGCCCUCUUCAGGCUGGAGAGCGCCCUCUUCAGGCUGCAGAGCGCCUUCUUCAGGCUGGAGAGCGCCCUCUUCAGGCUGGAGAGCGCCCUCUUCAGGCUGGAGAGCGCCCUCUUCAGGCUGGAGAGCGCGCCCUCUUCAGGCUGGAGAGCGCCCUCUUCAGGCUGGAGAGCGCCCUCUUCAGGCUGGAGAGCGCCCUCUUCAGGCUGGAGAGAGCGCCCUCUUCAGGCUGGAGAGCGCCCUCUUCAGGCUGGGGAGGGCGCCCUCUUCAGGCUGGAGAGAGCGCCCUCUUCAGGCUGGAGAGAGCGCCCUCUUCAGGCUGGAGAGAGCGCCCUCUUCAGGCUGCAGAGCGCCUUCUUCAGGCUGGAGAGCGCCCUCUUCAGGCUGGAGAGAGCGCCCUCUUCAGGCUGCAGAGCGCCCUCUUCAGGCUGCAGAGCGCCCUCUUCAGGCUGGAGAGCGCCCUCUUCAGGCUGCAGAGCGCCUUCUUCAGGCUGGAGAGCGCCCUCUUCAGGCUGGGGAGCGCCCUCUUCAGGCUGGAGAGCGCCUUCUUCAGGCUGCAGAGCGCCCUCUUCAGGCUGGAGAGCGCCUUCUUCAGGCUGCAGAGCGCCUUCUUCAGGCUGGAGAGAGCGCCCUCUUCAGGCUGGAGAGCGCCCUCUUCAGGCUGGAGAGAGCGCCCUCUUCAGGCUGGAGAGAGCGCCCUCUUCAGGCUGGAGAGCGCCCUCUCCAGGCUGCAGAGCGCCCUCUUCAGGCUGGAGAGCGCCCUCUUCAGGCUGGAGAGCGCCCUCUUCAGGCUGCAGAGCGCCCUCUUCAGGCUGGAGAGCGCCCUCUUCAGGCUGGAGAGCGCCCUCUUCAGGCUGGAGAGCGCCCUCUUCAGGCUGGAGAGCGCCCUCUUCAGGCUGGGGAGAGCGCCCUCUUCAGGCUGGAGAGGGCGCCCUCUUCAGGCUGGGGAGAGCGCCCUCUUCAGGCUGGGGAGCGCCCUCUUCAGGCUGCAGAGCGCCCUCUUCAGGCUGCAGAGCGCCCUCUUCAGGCUGGAGAGCGCCCUCUUCAGGCUGGAGAGCGCCCUCUUCAGGACGGUAGUGCAGUACAUGUGGAUAUCCUUUGGAUGA